Messenger RNA from Malania oleifera, 1759 nucleotides. Its product is annotated as reticulon-like protein B17. The record is from RefSeq and is a predicted model, not a curated record. NCBI's taxonomy places the organism in Eukaryota, Viridiplantae, Streptophyta, Magnoliopsida, Santalales, Ximeniaceae. The coding region runs from base 174 to 1481 and encodes 435 amino acids. The transcript is spliced from 8 exons.
CUUCUGCUUCUGUCUCACGCCUCCGCCCUCUUCAAGAACCAGCAUUCCCCCCCCAACUCCCUCAAGGCCUUUUCAUAGCAUAGUAGCAGAUUCUCUCUCUCUCUCUCUCUCUCUCUCUCUCCCUCUCUCUCUCUCUCUCUCUCUCUCUCUCCCAAUUCGUUCACGAACUGAUCAUGGACUCAACAACGCCGCCUUCUCAUCGAUCAGAGACUUGCCUUCGAUUGAAAUCGGCCUCUCGCCUCUCCCGUGUCGGCGAUUGCAAUGGCGAAAGCGAAGGAACCCCUGGUGGAGUCGGUGGAGUCGCUCUCGAUCUCGUCCCAUGUUCCCUGAGCAGGACUCCUCCCCCCUCCAAUCCCUCUCCUAAACCCUCCAAUCCCUCUCUCCCUCUUCACGAGCUUCUCCUCCUCUCCCAGUCCCCUGUUAAGCGCUCCAAGACCCGCCUGCCCGAGCGCCUCGAAAUGGCGGAAGAACUCUCCAUUGAGCCUCGCCGGAGGUGCAAGAGCAGAGCUUCUCAAAUGGGUCUUUCGGGAUGCGGUUCGCCUAGAAACGGUCGAAGAUCUCGGCGACGGACGGAGCUAGAGAGUCGAGAAGAGAAGGACUACUUGGGCGUGGCGGAAGAGUUGGGGAAACCAAGAAAAAGACGACAUAGUGGUCGCCCAAAGAAGGAGAAGCUGAGCUUGGCCCCUUCUGUUCCUUCUUCGACUCCAUCUCCAAAAAUUGAUGACGGGGAUCGAAUUAAUCUAGAUCGAAUCGGGCUGCUGUUAAGUGAUUUGAUUUUUUGGAAGGAUGUAGCGAAGUCCAGCCUCUGGUUUGGUUUUGGGUCCCUCUGCUUCUUGUCAUCUUGCUUUGCCAGAGGAAUAAGUUUUAGCAUUUUAUCAGCCAUUUCGCAACUGGGACUCUUGUGUCUUGGCGUCUCAUUCUUGUCAAACUCAUACUGUGAUAGGGUAAAUAUGGAGAGGCGGCUUGAAUAUAAACUGAAGGAAGAUGACAUAUUGAGAGCGGCUAGGCAUAUACUUCCGGCUGCAAAUCUAGUAAUUUCGAAAACAAGACAGCUCUUCUCUGGAGAACCAUGCAUGACCCUCAAAGUAGCUCCAUUGUUCCUGGUGGGAGCUGAGUAUGGCCAUCUUCUAACCCUGCGAAGGCUUUGUGCUUUUGGGUUUUUUGUCAGCUUCACUGUCCCAAAAUUGUACUCAUGUUACUCUGAUCAGAUAGGCAACCGAGUUGAGUACUUAAAAAGGGGGGUGUUGGAGGCAUGGGGAGCUUGUUCUCACAAGAAAAUUGUGGCAGCAUCAGCAGCCACUGCUUUUUGGAAUCUGUCUACUGUCAAAACACGUAUUUUCGCAGCAUUCAUAACUUUGGUGAUAUUCCGAUACUAUCGGCAACUUUCAGUAAAACCAGAAGAAGGGGGAACAGCAGCUGGAGUUGAAGAAGUGCGGCAGCAGCAGGAGGCAUUGGUUUCAGCAGAAGGGGGUGUGUCAUAGAAGUGUGCUCAAAAUUUUCGACCACUUCAAAUAACAAUGUACUUGUUUCAUUUUCUAGCUAUAUAAAGUUACGGCAUUGGAUCAGUGCAUAACAGAUAUACAUUUCAUAGCAAGCAAUAAUGCUCGUGCACAGCAAACAUGAAGUGGAUCCUCCAUGUUUAAUGCUUAUUUGUAUCAAUACAAAAGGCCCGUAUUUAUUUAAUACCAAAGCAUGUGCAGUAUAAUCCUUUGCCUCGACUCUUGAGGUCAUCAAUGGAUUAAUUAAUUAAUCUGAUAAA